AUGCGCUUCUCUAGACCCCGAUUGAGGGUUUCACAACAUGAGUCAGCCUUUGCAUCAGGCAAUGCGCGAUGGACAAAUCGUGAUCUCGAUCCUAUUCCUUUACUAGGACGUAAAUGGGGUGUGGCCAGUAUAAUUGCAUACUGGAUCUCCGAUGCCUUUAAUGCCGCAACCUGGGAAUUCGCAUCCAGCAUAAUUGCAGUCGGCUUAACCUACAAAGAAGCUCUCGUAAUCGUCGCAAUCUCCUUCUUCAUCAUUUCCUUCGUCAUAGCAGGAAACGGCACAGUCGGCGCAAAAUACCACAUCCCCUUCCCAGUGAUCGCCCGUGCAUCCUGGGGUUUCUGGGGCUCCUACAUCCCCAUCGUGUCCCGGGUCAUCCUAGCCGUAUUCUGGUUCGCCAUCCAGAACAUCAAUGGCGGGAAUGCAGUGCGCGUAAUGCUAGGCGCGAUCUGGCCUAGCUACCUGAACUUGCAUAAUGGGAUCCCGCUUGAUCAGGGUAUAACCACCAAUGGGAUGGUUGCAUACUUUAUAUUUUGGGUUAUUCAGUUCCCGUUUUUGUGUCUGCAUCCUAAUAAGUUGCGGUGGCUUUUUGCUGUCAAGUCAAUUAUUGUGCCGAUUGCUUUCAUUGCGAUUCUGAUUUGGGCUUUUGUGGCUGAGAAGGGGGUGGUGCCAUUUUUGACACUCAGUCUGCGAGUGUCAGCGGAAUCUGAUUUCUCUCGCUACUCCCGCGUCAGUCCUCGCUGGCAAGCCCUCUACAUCCCAAUGCUCCCAAUAGUCUUCACCUUCAUCUCCUUCGUCGGAAUCGCAGCCUCAUCCGCCGGCCAAGCCCACUACAACCUAUCCGCAAUUCCCUGGGAUCCGUUAACCCUAAUAAGCCAUUGGAGCAACCGAUCCUGCCGGUUCUUCGCCGCAUUCUCCUUCGCCCUAGCCGGACUAGGCGUAAACAUCUCGGCCAACUCGCUGUCAGCGGCAAACGACUUCACAGCUUUAGCGCCUCAGUUUAUGAACAUCCGCCGCGGCCAGAUCCUCUGCGCCUUGCUCUCUUGGGCCCUUGUCCCCUGGAAGAUUCUCGAGUCAGCAGACAACUUCUUGAAUUUCAUGUCUGCUUAUGCCAUUUUCCUUGGACCCAUUGCGGGGAUUAUGCUGUUUGAUUAUUGGGUUGUUAGGAAGCAGAUGUAUGAUUCACUUGCGCUCUAUCAGCCGUGGAACCCGAUCUAUCGGUAUGAGUUCCGGGGCUUUGGAAGGGAUGUUUGGGGCUUUAAUUGGAGGGCUAUUGUUGCGUUCUUGGUUGGUGUUGUGCCUAACUUGCCGGGUUUGAUAAAUACGGUUAAUCCGUCGAUCGAGGUUGGGGUCGGGGUGCAUCCGUAUCAGUUUGGGUGGUUGUUGGGGUUCUUUGCGACCAGUGGUGUUUAUUUGGGACUUUCGUGGUGGUUUCCUGCUAUGGAAGGGAGAAUUGAGAGGGCUGUUCUGCCAGAUGAGGUUUAUGAGGAGAGUGGUGCUGUUGUUAUGGGCGUGGAGACGAGUAGCAUUGGGGAGAAUGUGCACAUGAGAGUGGGUAAGGGGGGGAUAUGA
Molecule: messenger RNA, 1569 nt
Organism: Penicillium pulvis
Lineage: Eukaryota; Fungi; Ascomycota; Eurotiomycetes; Eurotiales; Aspergillaceae
Exons: 3
Coding region: 1-1569 (522 amino acids)
Biological process (GO): transmembrane transport; nucleobase transport
Cellular component (GO): plasma membrane
Molecular function (GO): nucleobase transmembrane transporter activity
Source: RefSeq, a predicted model, not a curated record